AUUACAACCCAAUUACCCAAGAGAAGAAAAUCUGGAUUUAUAAUGAGAAACUCUGUGAUUCUUGAUAUUACUGGGAAGAGGAUUAAUGCACGGACGAUACUGGUGUUUAUGGCGGCAGCAGCUGUCGCCGGUUGCUUUAUUGUCUACAAUUUUGUGUAUCCUUCUGGAUUUCGUUAUGAUGGCUUGGCACAACCCCUCCCCUCCUGCAGAAUCACAACCCCUCCGCUUCAGCAGGCGAAUACCACAACCCCUCCGCUUCAGCAGGCGAAUACCACAGCCCCUCCGCUUCAGCAAGCGAAUACCACAAGCCCUCCACUUCAGCAGGCCAGUACGGGCAACCAACAGGAGGAUAUGGAUCCAUUGGACAAAGUUCUGAAAAAUGCAUGCAUGAAGAACAAAACGGUUAUAAUAACUACGUUAAAUGAUGCAUGGGCAGAGCCCAAUUCAAUAUUUGAUCUCUUUCUUGAGAGCUUUAACAUCGGAAGCAACACGAAAUGGCUGCUUAAGCAUUUGCUAGUCAUCUGCGUGGACCAAAAAGCAUAUGCUCGUUGCUUAGCAUCACACCCUCAUUGUUACUUACUUUACACUCAAGGCGCUAACUUUACCGGCGAGGUAUUUUAUCUGACUCCCAAUUACCUACAGAUGAUGUGGAGAAGAACCCAGAUUUUGUCUUCCAUUCUCGACAAAGGCUACAACUUUGUCUUUACGGAUACCGAUAUAAUGUGGCUUCGAGAUCCAUUUCCACAAUUCUAUCCAGAUGCAGAUUUUCAAAUUGCAACCGAUCAAUUCCUAGCUGAUUCUUAUAGUUUUGACAAUCCUCCCAAUUGUGGAUUUGUCAAUGUAAAAUCCAAUGAUCGAACUAUUGGGUUUUACAAAUUUUGGUACCUCUCCAAAUACACAUAUCCAGAUACGAAUGAACAAGAAGUGCUUAAUAGGAUUAAAUUUGAUCCCUUCAUUGCCAAGAUUGGAUUGAAAGUGAGAUUCUUGGAUACAAAAUACUUUGGUGGCUUCUGUGAGCCAAGUAAGGAUUUUAAACAAGUUUGCACAAUGCAUGCUAAUUGUUGUGUUGGUCUUGAAAACAAAGUGAACGAUCUCAAAGCUUUGCUUCAAGUUUGGAAAAAUUACAUGUCAUCGCCUCGUAACGCCACAGGCACUUCACAAGCUUUGUGGACCGUCCCACAAAAAUGCAGGUAGAAGAAAAGGAGGGUUAAAUUCAACGACGGAAAUUGCUCCUGCGGAUCAAAUAUAUGUCAUCUUGCUCAUGAUUAUUAUUACAGAACUUAUUUUGCAGCAGUUUUUCUUUUUGCAAUGUUUAUGUGAAGUGAAUUAGUGAAAAGAAUAUACCCUCCAUUUAUGAAUUGUGACAAUUUCAAAUGUACAAACCAGAAGGGAUAGAUAAAUGCCUAUAUGUACGUACAAAUUCGAUUUUAUUUACUCACUUAUAUUGUCUGC
Pyrus x bretschneideri (Chinese white pear) is the source of this 1452-nucleotide messenger RNA. RefSeq lists its product as uncharacterized. The record is from RefSeq and is a predicted model, not a curated record. Bases 43 to 1194 code for a protein of 383 amino acids. NCBI's taxonomy places the organism in Eukaryota, Viridiplantae, Streptophyta, Magnoliopsida, Rosales, Rosaceae. The transcript has 4 exons.